Molecule: messenger RNA, 2291 nt
Organism: Dioscorea cayenensis subsp. rotundata (Guinea yam)
Lineage: Eukaryota; Viridiplantae; Streptophyta; Magnoliopsida; Dioscoreales; Dioscoreaceae
Product: probable auxin efflux carrier component 1b
Exons: 6
Coding region: 242-2020 (592 amino acids)
Biological process (GO): auxin export across the plasma membrane; auxin polar transport
Cellular component (GO): plasma membrane; endoplasmic reticulum
Molecular function (GO): auxin efflux transmembrane transporter activity
Source: RefSeq, a predicted model, not a curated record
UCACAAAUCAAAACCAACUGUGAAAGCAAUAAAUAAAACAAGCACUAGAACAAAAGAAACAGCAGAAAAGAGAAUCCUCUUCCUCUUCCCUCAAACACAAAGCACAAGAACAAACAGUUAUAUCAACCUCAAACUCUGUCACCAUUCUUCUCAACACCACAAUUCCAAAAAAUUUCUCAUCUCCUUCUGCCUUCUCCAACUUCACCACCUUUCUCUUUACUUUCCUUCUAACAACAAGAAGAUGAUAUCUUUAGCAGACCUUUACCAUGUCCUCACAGCAGUGGUUCCUCUCUACGUGGCCAUGAUCCUUGCUUAUGGCUCAGUCAAGUGGUGGCACAUCUUCAGCCCAGAUCAGUGCUCAGGCAUCAACCGCUUUGUUGCAUUGUUUGCAGUCCCUCUCCUUUCCUUCCACUUCAUCUCCACCAACAACCCUUUUGCAAUGAACUACCAUUUCAUAGCUGCAGACACUCUUCAGAAGCUCAUUGUCCUUGCUGUCCUCUCCCUCUGGACCAAACUCAGUUCUCGUGGCUGCUUAGAGUGGACUAUAACUCUCUUCUCUCUGUCCACUCUUCCUAACACUCUUGUCAUGGGGAUUCCUCUCCUCAAAGGCAUGUAUGGCCCUGAGUCUGGUAGUCUCAUGGUUCAGAUUGUUGUUCUCCAGUGUAUCAUUUGGUAUACUUUGAUGUUGUUCUUGUUUGAGUACCGUGGUGCUAGACUUUUGAUAAUGGAGCAGUUCCCUGACACUGCUGGUUCCAUUGUUUCCUUCCGGGUUGAUUCUGAUGUUAUGUCUCUGGAUGGGAAGGAACCUCUGCAAACUGAAGCUCAAGUUGGUGAUGAUGGCAAGCUUCAUGUCACAGUGAGGAAAUCCACUAGUUCACGUUCAGAAGUUCUUUCAAGGAGGUCACAUGGGUUGAACUCUGGUGUCUCACUGACUCCUCGGCCAUCUAACUUGACAAAUGCUGAGAUUUAUUCAUUGCAAUCUUCAAGGAAUCCAACACCAAGAGGGUCUAGCUUUAAUCACAGUGAUUUCUACUCUUUGGUUAAUGGGAAGAAUGCUGGGAAUGGUUUUAGUCCCAGUCAUGGUGGUUUUUCUGGUAUGGUGUUUGAUGAGGAGUCUGGGGGGAAUGUAGCUAAGGGUAAUGGGAUUUUCUCUCCUGUGGCUGCUAAGAAGAGUAAGUUGGCGAAUGGAGUGAAUCAAGCAGGGGGUGGCAAGGACUUGCAUAUGUUUGUUUGGAGCUCUAGUGCCUCACCUGUGUCUGAAGGUGGUCUUCAUGUGUUUAAAGCAGGAGAGUUUGGAGCAGAGCUCAAUGGUGUUUCUCAUCCUAGUGAUCAUCUUGCUCAGAAAGAUGGACAACCAUAUGGUUAUGAUGAUGAGUUCAGCUUUCGGAAUAGACCCAUUUCUCGAGCUGUGGAUUCCUUUCAAAAAGACAAACCAAGUCUCUCAAAAAUUGGAUCAAAUUCUACCGCAGAGCUGCAUCCUAAGACUGAAAGUGAAGACUUGAAGCCAACUUCCAUGCCGCCUGCCAGUGUCAUGACAAGGCUUAUUCUAAUUAUGGUUUGGCGGAAACUCAUCAGAAACCCGAACACUUAUUCCAGUCUUAUUGGUCUCAUCUGGUCUUUGGUCUCCUUUAGGUGGGGAAUUGAAAUGCCAGCAAUAAUUGCUAAAUCGAUCUCAAUACUCUCUGACGCAGGUCUUGGAAUGGCUAUGUUUAGUCUUGGUUUGUUUAUGGCAUUACAGCCAAGGAUCAUCGCAUGUGGCAAUUCGACUGCAGCGUUUGCCAUGGCUGUCAGAUUUCUCGCCGGCCCUGCAGUGAUGGCAACCGCCUCAAUUGUUGUCGGUCUGCGAGGCAUGCUCCUGCAUAUCGCCAUUGUUCAGGCAGCUUUACCACAAGGAAUUGUUCCCUUUGUGUUUGCCAAGGAAUACAAUGUGCAUCCUGACAUCUUGAGCACAGGGGUCAUAUUUGGGAUGUUAAUUGCUCUGCCAAUCACACUGGUGUAUUACAUUUUAUUGGGACUUUGAAGGUGACAAGAAAAUGGUAAGACCUUGAAGGUGACAAUGAAUCUUUGACAGCCCAUCUUUCAUUAUUCUGAUCAAAAUGGGAAUAUUUUUGGCAGUCAUGUGAUCAAAAGUUUGUGGGUUCAAACGUAGGGGUCAAAAUUAAAUCGGACAUAUGAUGAUGGUGAUGUUGUGGCUUCAAAAUCCUUGUACUUCCUAAUUUUAGCUCAAUAUAUGAUGGUUUAAGAGCACUCUCGGUUCAUAUCCAAUGGCUAUUUGUUGGUUCUUGCACUAU